Molecule: messenger RNA, 3138 nt
Organism: Prunus armeniaca (apricot)
Lineage: Eukaryota; Viridiplantae; Streptophyta; Magnoliopsida; Rosales; Rosaceae
Source: the annotation of a GenBank genome assembly
AUGGGCCGUUGCACUUUCUCGUCGGACAAUAUCGUAAUAACUCCUCCCAAUGAUAUACGAUCAUACAGACUAAUUGAGCUCGAGAAUGGCCUCACUGCAUUGCUCGUUCACGAUCCUGAAAUUUACCCAGAAGGGCCACCUGAACAAGCUGAAGAAGAAUUAGAGGAAGAUGAGGGCGGCGAGGAUGGAGAGGCAGAGGAACACAAGGAAGGAAAGGUUGAAGAGAACGGUGUAGGAGAUGAAGAUGAUGAACAACCGGAAGGUGGAGACGGUGAACUGAGAAGGAAGAGAAAGGGAAAGGGAGGUGCUUCCCAGACCAAGAGAAAGGGAAAGGGGGAUGCUUCCCAAACCAAGAAGGCAGCUGCAGCAAUGUCCAUAGGAAUAGGCAGCUUCUCUGACCCGAUCGAGGCACAGGGACUUGCGCAUUUUCUUGAACACAUGCUUUUCAUGGGGAGUACAGAGUUUCCAGAUGAAAAUGAGUACGAUAGUUACUUGUCCAAGCAUGGAGGGUCAUCAAAUGCAUACACAGAAGCAGAGCAUACCUGCUACCAUUUUGAAGUGAAACGGGAGUUUCUUAAGGGUGCAUUGAGAAGAUUUUCUCAGUUCUUUGUUUCCCCCCUAGUGAAAAUUGAAGCCAUGGAGCGAGAGGUACAGGCUGUAGAUUCAGAAUUUAACCAGGUUUUGCAGAAUGAGUCUUGCCGCCUUGAACAAUUUCACUGCCAUACGGCCGCACAUGGUCACCCAUUUAAUAAGUUCUUUUGGGGAAAUAAGAAGAGCUUGGUUGAUGCAAUGGAAAAUGGGAUCAACUUGCGCGAACAAAUACUAAAAUUGUACAGAGAUUAUUACCAUGGUGGACUGAUGAAGCUAGUUGUCAUUGGUGGAGUGGCAAUGGAGAAGGAAUUACUGUUGCUAUCAACUAUUAAGUGGUCUGGUGGUGCCAUUGUUGAUAUCUUAAUCUCUUUGAUAUACUCGAGGAUUGGGUUGUGGAGUUGUUUAGUAAUGUCAAAAAAGCUGCAGUUCAAGGCAGAAGGCCCUAUCUGGAAAGCUGGAAAACUUUACAGGCUAGAGCCUGUUAGAGAUUUUCAUAUGCUCUACUUGACAUGGAGACUUCCAUGUCUUCAUCAAGUGUAUUUGAAGAAACCAGAAGAUUAUUUAGCUCAUCUCCUUGGACAUGCUAGAGGGUGGGCAACAUAUUUGGCUGCUGGUGCUGGCGGUGGAUGUAUUUACCAAACUUCUGUGGCUUAUGUCUUCAACAUGACCAUACGCCUCACUGAUUCUGGAUUGGAAAAGAUGUUUGACGUAAUUGGCAUUGUGUAUCAAUACAUUAAGUUACUGCGUCAAGUGUCUCCACAAGAACGGAUAUUUAGGGAACUCCAGGAUAUUGGAAAUAUGGAAUUUAAAUUCUCAGAGGAAACGGCCCAGGAUUCUUAUGCUUCAGGACUUGCAGGAAGUUUACUAUUUUAUCCAGCAAAAUAUAUAAUUUAUGGUGGCUAUGCAUACGAGAGUUGGGAUGAGGAAUUGAUAAAACAUGUUCUUGGUUUCUUCACACCAGAUAACAUGAGGGUUGAUUUGGUAUCAAAGUCCUCAAUUAAUUCAGAAGAUUUCCAGUGCGAGCCUUGGUUUGGGUCAAAAUAUACCGAGGAGGAUAUAUCUCCUUCUUUGAUGGAUUUGUGGAAGGAUCCUCUAGAAAUUGAUGUCUCAUUGCACCUCCCUUCUAAAAACGAGUUCAUUCCUUGUGAUUUUUCCAUCCGUUCUGAUAACUCGUGUCAUGAUGAUCCUGCAAAUAUGUCUUCCCCAAGACGUAUAAUUGAUGAACCAUUAAUGAAGCUCUGGUACAAGCUUGAUACUACUUUUAAGCUUCCGCAGGUAAAUACAUACUUCCGCAUCAGUCUGAAGGGUGGAUGUGCUAAUCUGAGGAAUUCUAUUUUGAUGGAACUAUAUGGUCGCCUUCUUAGAGAUGAGCUGAAUGAGAUUAUAUAUCAGCAAAGAUGUUUUUGGAAUGCAUACAUGAGCGGAACCUUUGGUCUGUGGAUGCUGGCACUGCUUGCCAAUCUGGAAGCUUAUGUAGGUCCGGUUGGUGAAAAACUGGAGAUCAAGGUCAGUGGUUUCAAUGAUAAGCUUCCAGCUCUCUUAUCAAAAAUCUUGGCCACAGUCAAAAAAAUUUUGCCAACCGAUGAUCGCUUGAAGGUAUGUCACUCCACUCUAUGCCUUCCUAGUUCCGGCUUGUCCAUCCCUAAGUACACUUUAACAGAUGACAAGUUGCAUGUUUUAGACGAAUUGUCUAUUUCUGAUUUGAAUUCAUUUAUUCCGGAGCUUUGGUCCCAGGUAUUCAUUGAGGGCCUUUGCCAUGGCAAUAUGUUAGAAGAAGAAGCAAUUAGCCUUUCUAAAAUAUUCAAAAUGAACUUUUCCGUACAACCACUUUCUACCGAAUUGUGGCAUAGAGAACGUGUUCUUUGUCUUCCUCCUGGUGCUAACCUGGUUAGAGAUGCCAGUGUGAAGAACAAGUUGGAAACAAACUCUGUAACUGAGCUGCAUUUUCAAAUUGAGCAGGAUGUGUUGACUAGAAUGAACGGAGUGAUAGAUCUUUUGAUUGCAAUUAUAUGGGAACCACUUUUAAGGACGAAGGAGCAGCUUGGAUAUAUUGUUGAGUGUGGCCCACGGAUAACAUACCGUGUUUUCGGCUUUAUUUUCUAUGUUCAGUCGUCUGAGUACAGCCCAGUCUACUUACAAGAGAGAAUUGACAACUUUAUAAAUGGUCUGGAAGAAUUGUUGGAAAGGAUUGAUGAUGAUUUGUUUGAAAAUUAUAGAAGUGGGCUAAUGGCUGGCCUAUUGGAGAAAGAUCUAUCCCUCACUUGUGAAACCGACAGAUAUUGGUGUGAGAUUGUUGGAAAAAGGUAUAUGUUUGACUUUGCAGCAGAGGAAGCAGAAGAGCUCAAAACCAUUCACAAGGAGGAUGUUAUCAACUGGUACAGAACAUAUCUACAACAAUCAUCGCCCAAGUGUCGUAGACUUGCGACUCGGGUUUGGGGUUGCAACACUGACCCGAAAGAGGCUGAAGCGCGAUCUGAGUCGAUGAAAGUCAUCGAAGACCCUGCAACCUUCAAGAUGUCAUCUACGUUCUACCCCAGCCUCUUUUGA